GAGCUACAGGCCUACAGCCACAUCUCUUGGGGUGCCUGUGGGCCUGCACCAACGUGCCAACAAGAAAGAAAGAUUCCAUAAUCCAUAUCAUGCUUUUAAAUACCCUAAUCAUUCGCAAUGGAAGCAUGAAGACAUAGAUCAUGAAGAUGAUGAUCCCCAUUUUUCUCUUACUUGUCAUGUUUCAGAGCAUCCACACCAUUCAAACAUCUGAAUUUACCAUAACAGAGGCCACCAUCCAAGAUAUUCAAACAGCUUUUAAGCAGAACAAGAUCACUUCCAAGGAUUUAGUUAAGCUUUACAUCCAGGAGAUACGAAAACUCAAUCCAAUCUUCAGGGCUGUCAUCGAAGUGAACCCAGAUGCAGUUCAUCAAGCUGAAGUGGCUGAUCAAGAGCGAAAGGCUAAUGCCCCCAAGUCGCGUUUUGGGUUGCAUGGUAUCCCUAUUUUGCUCAAGGAUAACAUUGCUACCAAAGAUAAGCUUAACACGACUGCAGGAUCUUACGCUCUUCUUAAGUCGGUGGUGCCUCGGGAUGCUGGUGUUGUGAAGAAAUUGAGAGAAUCUGGGGCAAUUAUACUUGGAAAAGCAAGCUUGAGUGAAUGGGCUAAUUUCAGAAGUUCCUCGGCACCUAAUGGUUGGAAUGCUAGAGCUAAACAGGCAGUUAACCCAUAUGUAGCAACGUUUGAUCCAUGUGGUUCAAGCACCGGAUCAGCUAUAUCAGUUGCAACAAACAUGGCUACUGUAUCAUUGGGUACAGAAACAGAUGGAUCAAUCCUGUGUCCUUCAGGUGCCAACUCGAUUGUUGGGAUCAAACCCACAUUAGGCCUCACAAGCCGAGCAGGAGUCAUUCCAAUUUCCCCCAGACAAGACUCAGUUGGACCGAUGUGUAGGACUGUAGCAGAUGCUGUGUCUGUUCUUGAUGCCAUCGUGGGGUUUGAUAACAAUGAUGUGGCAACCAGAAAAGCUUCAAAGUAUAUUCCAAAGGGUGGUUACCGAAAACACCUAAUAUCCAACGGACUCGAAGGAAAAAGAUUAGGAAUAAUGAGGGUUUAUCCCUAUUUUGGCUUUGCUAACGACACUAAAACCUUGAAGAAAUUUGAGAAACAUUUUGCCAUAUUAAGACGAAGUGGUGCUACUCUGGUAGAGAAUUUGGGAGUCGACAACUUCAGUCAGAUCAGUUCAAUGCUCAUUGAUGAGACUUUAGUGCUAAUAGCUGAAUUCAAGAUCGCCCUGAAUGCCUAUCUAAAGGAGCUAGUGGCUUCACCCGUGAGAUCUUUAGCAGAUGUGAUAGCUUUCAACAAGAAAUUUGCCGAUUUAGAAAAGAUCAAAGAAUAUCCACAGGACUUCUUUUUGGCAGCUGAGAGCACCAACGGUAUAGGGAAGUUAGAGAAGGAAGCAUUGAUGAAUUUAACGAGAGCAUCAAAACAUGGGUUUGAGAAGUUGAUGAAAAAAAACAAAUUGGAUGCACUCGUGACACCAUAUGCAAACGGUUCCAUGAUUCUUGCCGUUGGGGGAUAUCCAGGAAUCAGUGUUCCAGGUGGGUACGAUAAAAAUGGCGCUCCAUAUGGUAUUUGUUUCGGAGGUUUAAAGGGUUCAGAGCCAACUUUAAUCGAGAUCGCUUACGGGUUUGAACAAGCAACUAAGUUCAGAAAGCCUCCUCCAAUCAAGUGAUGAAUACACGAUGUCUACAUGCAUAUUAUAUGCUCUUGUGGGAUAAGUGUCGCAGGACAUGGGAAAUUAUGAUGAUGUUUAAAAUGAACGUUAAAAGAAUAAUCACAUUGUGAAACAAAUCAUGUACAAUGACGUAAGAUUAACAAAAUAAUCAUAUUGUGAAACAUGAUGUAUUGUUUCACAUGUUAUUGGUUCUCACGAUUCUGAACAUGUUUGUAAUUCUGAUUUGA
Messenger RNA from Cynara cardunculus var. scolymus (artichoke), 1897 nucleotides. RefSeq names its product probable amidase At4g34880. NCBI's taxonomy places the organism in Eukaryota, Viridiplantae, Streptophyta, Magnoliopsida, Asterales, Asteraceae. Bases 141 to 1667 code for a protein of 508 amino acids. The transcript has 5 exons. The record is from RefSeq and is a predicted model, not a curated record.